UCCCAUGAUCACUAUAAAUUAUAUAACUCCUAUGAGUUCAUAUUUGAAUUCAAUUAAACUUGGGAUAUAUUUAGGAUGAAAAUCGAGUCUUUUAUCUUCAUGUUCAUUUUUUGUGCAAUAAUUCUCGUCUCUAUUGUGACAAUAAGACCUUCUAAAUACGGGGAACAAGAUGGUGUAAAUGUAGAAUCCAAAACAAAAGUUGUUGUAGAUAAGGACGAAGGAUGGGGCGGAGAUGGACGUGGUGUAAACCGGAGAAGAAAAUAUGGUGAUUUAGAUAUGGGAGGUUGGCGAAAUGGAGGUUGGAAACAGGGAGGUUGGGCAGGAGGAUUACCAACAAAGAGAAAAAACAAUGGAGGAGGAAACAACGGAAGUUCGGAAGGAGUAAAAAACAAAGGAUCGCCCGGAGGAGAAAUCCGACAAGGACAACGAGUAGUUUCAGUAGGGGGUGAAAUCUGGAGAAGAAGGUGGAGGAGGUAUUGAAAGUGAAUAUUUUAAGGAACAUUUAUGAAAACCAGACACAUGCAUGUAUGUGUGUUUUGUAUCCCAUUCAAUAUGGAGUAUUACUUGUUCAAAUGGCUGUUUUAAAUAUAAAACAUUAAUAUAAUAUGUAUAUAUAACUCAAAAUAAGUAAAUCAAGGAACCACAAUAAGUAUAUCAACAUCAACAUCGAUGAUAAAAGAUAGAAAUACAUUGAAACAAAUGCUAUGAACACAACCAAAAUAAGGUCCAGGACCAUCAAGGAACCACAAUAACUAAAUGAAGAUAGU
Trifolium pratense (red clover) is the source of this 767-nucleotide messenger RNA. RefSeq lists its product as uncharacterized. The record is from RefSeq and is a predicted model, not a curated record. Bases 76 to 480 code for a protein of 134 amino acids. The transcript is spliced from 2 exons. NCBI's taxonomy places the organism in Eukaryota, Viridiplantae, Streptophyta, Magnoliopsida, Fabales, Fabaceae.